Messenger RNA from Beta vulgaris subsp. vulgaris (sugar beet), 921 nucleotides. RefSeq names its product protein ALP1-like. Bases 247 to 921 code for a protein of 224 amino acids. The transcript has a single exon. Lineage: Eukaryota; Viridiplantae; Streptophyta; Magnoliopsida; Caryophyllales; Amaranthaceae. The record is from RefSeq and is a predicted model, not a curated record.
CAAGGACUUCUUGUGGUUAUUAACAAUGCGUGGUUCAUCGAGUUGUCUGAAAUUAGUCAUGGUGGCCCUCAUGCACAGAUGAAAGAUGAUUCUUGAGGCCUUAACCAUAUACUAUUCAUGUGCUGAUUAUAUCGGUACUCGUCUACAGGUCUUCUUUCUCCUUCAAAAGGAUUGGAUAAGUUUGAGUUGGUCUUUAAGAAUUCAAGGAAAACAUUCAACUAUAUAUGCUCACUUGUAAAGGAAGAUAUGUCAGUUAAACUAGGCCACUUUUCCUUCUCAAAUGGCAAGCCUUUGUCUUUAGAUGACCAAGUAGCAGUUGGUCUCAGAAGACUUAGCUCUGGAGAGUCCCUUAUAUCAGUUGGAGAAUCAUUGGGUUUGCAUCACUCAAUAGUCUCACAGGUUACCUGGCGUUUUGUGGAGUCUAUGGAGAAGAGAGGACUUCACCACCUUCGGUGGCCUUCCUCUGAUGAAGAAAAGACAAAAAUAAAGACAAAGUUUGAGAAAAUCCGAGGAUUCCCGAACUGUUGUGGAGCGAUUGAUACUACCCAUAUCACAAUGUGUUUGCCUUUGGCGGAUCCUGCUAACAAAGUAUGGUUUGAUCACGAGAAGAACCACAUCAUGCUGUUGCAUGCAAUCGUGGAUCCCGAUAUGAGACUUCGAGAUAUAGUCACGGGUUGGCCUGGGAAAUUGAGUGAUUCCCUAGUGCUUAAAACCUCAAAUUUCUUUAAAGUAUGUGAGAAAGGGAACGGGUUAAAUGGUAAACCUGUAUUUCUUUCUGAAGAAUAUAGUAAAUCCAAAUUAGCUAAAUAUUGCGAAUCGAAAAUGGAUUAUCAUGCACUUAUAGUUGAGACAGCUUCUUAUGAAUUCUCAGUUCCUUCCAUCACUCGAAUACCCUCGUAUAAUCAAUUGCAAAUCAAGUAG